Fragaria vesca subsp. vesca is the source of this 1266-nucleotide messenger RNA. RefSeq names its product F-box protein CPR30-like. Lineage: Eukaryota; Viridiplantae; Streptophyta; Magnoliopsida; Rosales; Rosaceae. The record is from RefSeq and is a predicted model, not a curated record. Gene Ontology annotation, molecular function: protein binding. The coding region runs from base 1 to 1266 and encodes 421 amino acids. The transcript has a single exon.
AUGUGGGACGAUUGCUAUGAAGGUAAGUCUCUCUUGAGCCCUGCAUCCACCUCUAAGCUUGGUCUGUCCAUUUCUGAUGUCAUAACAGAUUGGCUUAAAUCCCUCCCUGAAGAACUCAUACCCGACAUCCUAAUCAGACUACCCAUCAAAUCCCUCAUUAGAUUCACCUCUGUCUGUAAACCUUGGAUGUCCACCAUCAAAGACCCAACAUUUGUUCGCAAUUUCAGUGACCAAAAUGCCACCCACCUCAUUCUCCUCCACGUUGUUCAGAGUGAAGGCUACUUUAACCCUGAAGGAACAAUUCAAAUCAUUGGGUUCCAAGAAGACUCUUACUCUCUGCUUCAUGAUGACACUGCUGUUUCUGAGUAUUGCAAGGUUGAGUUUCCAAUUGCUCUUAAUGAAGAAUUGAUCAAUCCGUGUUUUCGUGUGGUGGGUACUUGUAAUGGGUUGGUUUUGCUUGCUGAUGAUUUGGGGGAUUAUGGUUACACCUUUGUUUUAUGGAAUCCUAGUAUUAGAAAGUAUGUGACCCUUCCCAAGCCCAGUGUGUGGUUUUCGACGCACGGUAGGUAUGAUGCUUCACUUGGUCUGGGUUAUGAUGCUAUUAGUAAUGACUAUAAGGUUGUGAGACUUACCACCCUUUUCGACCAAUCUGAUGAUUGCCUGACUAAAGCUCAGGUAUAUUCACUCGGCGAGGGCUCUUGGAAGAUGCUCCUUCCUGUUCCUGUUCCUCAGUGUUUUGUGUCUGAUUCCUUGGUCCAUGUUUUUGUCAACGGGUCACUUCACUGGAUGGCUAUCCAAUGGACAGAGAUAUAUAUGAACUAUUUCAUUUUGACAUUUGAUGUGGCUGGUGAAUCAUUUGGAGAGAGAUUGUUGCCCAAGAGCUUCAAAUUGGAUGAGCCACUAGACUUGAGGUUGUCUGUUUCUGGAGAUAGAAAAUCGAUUGCUCUGUUUGUGAGGUGUGAGAAUUAUGAAGGUGAUUCUUUUCUUGAUGUUUGGGUAAUGAAAGAGUACAGUGAGGAGAAAUCAUGGACAAAAUUGGUUGUUCUCAGUCCACAAGGUCCGGAAAGAAGUCUACCCAAGGCAUUUUGUUUCAAGAGGAGUGGUGAAGUGAUAUUGGAACUAGACGGUAGCCAUGAGUUAAUUUCUUUUGAUGUUGUGAGCAAAGAGUUUAAACAUCUAGGGAUAUCUGGAGGGCCAAUUUGCUCUGUUGACUCUUUUGAAGAGAGCAUUGUCUUGCUCGACAGGAAUGAUGCAGCUUCAUACUGA